AUGGGACAUAGCGAUCAAGUUAAAGAUGAUAUUAUAGAAUCCGAAAAUUUGCUCAUUGGUACUAGAGAACCGAAUGAUUCUGAAGAUUUAGCAAAUCUCGAGGGAUCGUCCUCCACCAAACCUGUCGGCCUAAGCGAUAUGGAGGCUUAUAGCUCUAGCAAAAGAUAUACAGUUGAAUAUGAAAACGAAACAUUAUAUAUCGAUUCUACAAAUUGGAGAGAUAGCACAUUAUUGAAAUUCCAAGUUAUAGCAGGUUAUCUUGUAUUUAUUUUAUUUGGGUUGGCUGAACAAACCGUGGGAACAUUGAUUCCCAAGUUUCAAGAUCACUAUCAAGUAAAUGACAUUCAAACUAGUUUCAUUUUCUUGGCCUCAGUUUUAGGUUAUUUCUUGAUGGCUUUAAUAAAUGAAAUAACCCACAAGAAUUUGGGUAUAAGAGGUGUUGUUAUAUUGGGUAGUGUGAGUAUGACAUGUGCCUACUUAGUUAUAUCUUUUAAGCCGCCAUUUGCAAUCUUCAUUCUUUGCUAUAUCAUGAAUGGUAUUGGAUUUGGGAGUUUAGAUGCAAGCCUCAAUACAUGGAUGGGAUGUUUAACAGAUUCAAAUCAACUACUUGGUAUACUCCAUGGUUGUUAUGGUAUUGGUUGCAUGAUCUCACCACCUGUCAUUACAGGCUUGUUGGAAAGAACGAAAAAUCCGUGGCAGUGGAAUCAAUAUUAUAUGGUUUUGAGUAGUGUAGGCGCAUUAAAUACUAUGUUCUUGAUAGUAAUGUUUCGAUAUGAAACUGCAAAGAAGUAUAAGUUUACUAUGAUUUUGAAAAAUAAAAGAGGUAAGAUGUUGGAUGACGAAAAUGAACUUGAAAUGGAUACAUUUAGAAAUCAAUCGGAGGUUUCUACUACAAACGAUGAGUUGAAUGACGAAAAAGAUGAUCAUUCCUCAGUUCCGUUGUCUGAGGCUUUGAAAUCUAAGUUGGUUUGGCUCUUUUCAACUAUUUUGUUUAUUUACGUUGGUGGUGAAGUUGCAUUUGGUUCGUGGUUAAUAACAUUCUUAACAAGGAUUAAGAACUUAUCAUAUACAUAUUCCUCAUAUAUGGCUACAAGUUUUUGGACGGGUUUAACUGUUGGUCGUAUAGGUCUCGGAUUUGCGACUGCUCAUUUUUUUAAGAAUGAACUAAUUGCUAACUUUCUGUACAUGUUCUUCUCCUUUGCAGGAUUUUUGGCUUUCUGGUUACUAUCAUGGGUGACUACUAAUUUUAUUCUUUUUAUUAUAGUCUUUUUAGCUGGUACAUUUGUUGGGCCUAUUUUCCCGACAACCAUUGUUGCUUCGUUGAAAAUCUUACCUCACAAGUAUCAUGCUGCAGGUAUUGGUUUCAUUUGUGCAUUUGGUGGUGGAGGUGCUGCUGUACUUCCAUUUUUGAUUGGUAUUAUAGCGGAAUCGAGUACUUUAGGUUUAACACUUUUGCCCUGCAUUGUUCUGGGUAUAUUUGCUUUGCUCUGUCUUAUUUGGUUAGGAAUGAUGAAACAAUACGGGGCUAGAUAUAAUACGAAUAGACUUUAG
This is a messenger RNA of Debaryomyces hansenii CBS767, 1551 nucleotides long. RefSeq lists its product as uncharacterized. The transcript has a single exon. Gene Ontology annotation, biological process: transmembrane transport. Gene Ontology annotation, cellular component: membrane. NCBI's taxonomy places the organism in Eukaryota, Fungi, Ascomycota, Pichiomycetes, Serinales, Debaryomycetaceae. The coding region runs from base 1 to 1551 and encodes 516 amino acids. Gene Ontology annotation, molecular function: transmembrane transporter activity. The record is from RefSeq and is a predicted model, not a curated record.